Messenger RNA from Bolinopsis microptera, 1589 nucleotides. Its product is annotated as CD151 antigen-like. Lineage: Eukaryota; Metazoa; Ctenophora; Tentaculata; Lobata; Bolinopsidae. The record is from RefSeq and is a predicted model, not a curated record. Gene Ontology annotation, cellular component: plasma membrane. The transcript has 6 exons. The coding region runs from base 1 to 957 and encodes 318 amino acids.
AUGAACACAAACGGGUCAGAAGAUUCAGCGGGCCCUGUUAAAAAUAAACAAAAUCUGGUGUUAUUUUUGGAUCCUGAGGAGCACCAGAUUAGAGCAUGCCCGGACAGUUCUUUCUGUCCAGAUACACAGACUACUCCGGCAACAUCCCCAGCUCCUUUUCAGUCCUACCCCGCUCUUCCUUACAACGAGGAGAUUUAUUUAGCUGAUCACGACGAUAUUCCAACAAUGUCGUGUGGAACAGGAGUGGUACGGAUCGUACUGUUUAUCUGCAACAUAGUAGUAUGGUUGCUAGGUGUGGCCCUGUUUGCAGUGGGUCUCUACAUCUUUAUAGAUGGUAAAGACUACUCAGAGCUUAUGGACGGUGGUCUCUUCAGUGCGAGUGUUGUUCUUCUAGUGGUCGGGUUCCUUAUCGCUCUUAUCGGCUUCCUGGGCUGUUGUGGAGCCGCUAAGAAGAACGGCUGCAUGCUCUUACUGUAUGGAAUUUUUCUUCUGAUAAUAAUCCUAAUUCAACUGGCUGGGAUAGUCAUCGCUUUCCUCUUCCAAGACGAUGCUGAGUCUUAUAUCAGGGAAGGAAUCACCAAAUCUCUAGCGGCGUACGGAGGGACCGAGUCGGAGGAGGAGGCUUAUACAACCGCUCUCAAUUUAGCUCAGGAGAAUCUCGACUGCUGCGGGUUGACUGACUACAAAGACUAUUCUAACUCCACGCUAGCUGUAAAGUGGGUUGCUGCUGGUAACUCCACUCACGUGCCUGACUCAUGCUGUCUAAAGGUGGAGCUGAAGUGCGGGGAAAACCAGGGCACCAAAGCUGACUCAAUUCACACAAAUGGCUGUGUGACGAAGCUGGAGGAUUUCGUGACGGGUAACCUCAAGUUAAUGGGAAUUGUAGCAAUAGUAUUUGUGGUGGUGGAGAUCUGCAACCUUGUGUUCGCGUUCUGGCUUUACAAGAGAUACAAGUGAAGAUAUCAGGAGUAGGCACUACUUGUUAUCUCACGAUAUCACCUCACACAAUCUCACAUCUCAUAGUCAUAAGAGCAGCUAUCUUUUCUCAGGAUCAGUGAUACCACUUGGUAUAAUGCAAUGACAACUUUCAUAUCACAAUAUCACCUAUCAUAUCACAAUAUCAAUUACCAUAUCACAAUAUCAUCUACCAUAUCACAAUAUCUCCUAUCAUAUCACUAUAUCUCCUAUCAUAUCACAUUAUCACUUACCAUAUCACAAUAUCACCUACCAUAUGGCAGUGUAAGUCAUUUCACCUGAUAACUUGAUCACUUAUUUCCUCAUCGCCCAUCGAUCAAUGCUUUACUUCAUAUCAAAGAGGACAGAACCACGUGGGAAUGAAGUGAGGACAUUUAGGAUACCAUGUUCAGACGGUAAAAGAUAGUGAAAUAAAGUUAAAUAAAGUGAAAUAAAGUGAAACAUAGUAGACUGAAGAGACGUUAGAGCGAGUAAGAUAGUCAUACGCCUAGCUAGAAGACGAAGAAACAAGACACCAACUGCGGAAAUUUUAUCAGAUACAUUAUAAUUUGAAUUUGCGAUUAUGAUUUCUUCAAUUUCAAUUGAUUGUUAAUAGUUCAGACUUUAAGACUAAC